CUCAUUCGCCAACUCACCACGUCCGCAGUUCUUCGCCACCCGCGGCUUCCCCGCGACCGUGACCGCGGGACGAACGAGCCAAGAAGACGGAGCGCCAUGGAAGCUGGUGCUGCCUUGGCCGCUGGCUGGACGGAGGAGGAGCAGCCGAGAUACUAUGCCUACUCUCCGGAGGGCUACCCCGACCCGAUCGAUCCCGCCGCGGGAUCGAUCCCGGCGCCCCCGCGACAGGGCGCUGGAUCUGAGGCGGUGCUACAGGAACGUUCCCCAUGGGAGCACAUCUUCGAAGCUCGAUUCCACACGGAGUCUCACGCCCAUGGAGAUCGAACUGCACCAGCUCCUUUGCUACACACUCAGCAGAUGGCAGUGGAGAUGCCUCCAACGAGGAUGCCCAUCAUGGCGGCCAUUGGCCCGGUCCCACACGGCCGCGUGGAGCUCCUCUCGGCGAACCUGGGCCCGGCGGCCGCGGCCACCAGCAUGCGAGGGCCCAGUGAGUCUUUUCAAGGCUGGCUCACCGAUCUGGAGCGCCGGCAUGAAGAGCGGCUUCUGCAGGAAGCACAGCGGCGCUUCUGCCACAGCGGACCCCAUGCCUCGCUCAACGACUUCAAAAAGUGGCUCUGCGCAGCGUCGCACCUGGCGGAUGAGGCGACCGUUCGCGAGAUGCGGCGGGCGCAGCUCUACACCUGGCUCUUGUGCGUGCGCCGCGUGGGCACGCAGAAGCUGGGCGGAUUUAGUGUGGUCUUGCCCUUCGAGGUGAAGGAUUGCAUUGACAGCUAUCUGGGUGGGAAGUACGUCUGGGGCCCGAUCACGGCUGCACGUGCCAAGGUCAUCGCCGAAUGUGCGCAGCGGCAGCUGAAGCGCAGUGAGGGCUUGCUGCGGCAGUCUGCGUUGGCGGCCUUGGUGGCCAGGUAUGUCCACCCCGCAGUGAUGCAAGCAGCUGAAGCUGGCUGCGUGGCCUGCUACACCGAAAUCCCCACAGAUGACGCCGCACUGCAGGCCUUGUUUGAGGUGGUGGCGUCAGAGCCGCAGCACACCAAGGAGGUGGGAGCCAUGUUGUGCGCGCACCUGGCCACCGAUGGGUUCCAGGUGGAGCCGAAAUACCACGAUCCGGAGUACGGGCUUUGGCGCGGCUUUUGGGUGGAGAAAUGCAACCGACUGCGCCUGGUCCUUCGCUGGUAGCUGGUCACCACAGUAAAAGCUGAGUGUAGCGUUCCGUAGCGUUCUCGACAUGGCGAAGCGGUGUGUCUCAGAAUGCCGCCCCC
Durusdinium trenchii is the source of this 1259-nucleotide messenger RNA. NCBI's taxonomy places the organism in Eukaryota, Dinophyceae, Suessiales, Symbiodiniaceae. The record is from the annotation of a GenBank genome assembly.